AUGCCGUCUUGUUGUGUUCCACAAUGCAAAAAUUAUUAUGAAAAAGGAUUUUUGCUUUAUUUGCUUUCCGCAGAUCCCACUAGAAAAGCAUAUAAUACAAGUUUUAAAUAUGCAAAAUUUGUGCACUUAAAAUGUUAUCAAAAUAAUACUUUAUUUUUUGUAACUACAGAUGUUUUUAAAUAUUUUAUUACCAUGGAAUUUAUUAUUCGUCAAUAUUUGCCUCAUUUAAAUAAUAUUAAAUUUAAUUUAAUUAGUGUUCUUAUGGAAAAAAUGAAAAAUGUUUCUUGUGCAAGUCUUAAAAAUUGUUAUCAAUUAAGUUUAAAAAUUAUAAAACGAUUUAUUGCAUAUAGAAUGAAAAUUUCAUGUACAAAAGGCUGA
Molecule: messenger RNA, 378 nt
Organism: Linepithema humile (Argentine ant)
Lineage: Eukaryota; Metazoa; Arthropoda; Insecta; Hymenoptera; Formicidae
Source: RefSeq, a predicted model, not a curated record